AUGACUUCCAAUAUUACCAUACAAGACGGUAAAGUGGAAUUAAGCCCAUUUGAUUCAACUGAAUUGUCCAAACUUUUACAAGAAACUAUGGAAAAUAUAAAAAAUAAGGAAAACGACGAAACAAUAAAGAAAGAGUUAAAAAAUACUAUUCUUUCUAAAUUAAAUCAAAACUCUUCACAAUAUAAAUAUAUAAUAUCAAUUACAACUUUAGCCAACAAAGGUGAUGCAAAUGAUAUUACGAUAACGAAUGAUGUGGGUGCAUUGUGGAGCCCAAAAAAAGAUGGUCUAUUAAACUUUCAGCUACUUAAUGAUAUCACCAAAACUCAAUAUUUUAUUACGGUUUUCUAUAUUUUUAAAUAA
Maudiozyma saulgeensis is the source of this 360-nucleotide messenger RNA. Lineage: Eukaryota; Fungi; Ascomycota; Saccharomycetes; Saccharomycetales; Saccharomycetaceae. The record is from the annotation of a GenBank genome assembly.